GUUACCGGCGGGGCGUGCUGGUUCCUUAGAGACCGAACCCGGGCUGGGCGGCGGCGGCGAAACCGCCGAGACAAACCGCCCUUGGAGAAGCCAAGAUGCCGAGUAGGGGCAAGAGGAAAGGCAAGAACAAAGACAAAGACAAGCUUCUUAAGAAGAAGUCAACAAAAACUGAGGAAACUGCAGUGGAAAGAGCCAAGGCCAAUGCCUCCCUUUGGGAGUCCAGGCUGGAAAUCACAGAGCUCUCUAGGAUUGAGUAUCGUGAUACUUCCCUGAGACUUGCAAAAACUAAUGAGGACUUAAGGAAACAGCAGUAUAAAAUGGAGAAAGACACAAUGUCCGUAUUAAGCUACCUGAAGAAGCAGGACCAGGAGAAAGAUAAUAUGAUUGAAAAACUAAAACAGCAGUUGAAUGAAACAAAGGAAAAAGCCCAAGAGGAGAAGGAAAUAUUGGAACAAAAGUAUAAUGAGCAAAUAAAUGACCUGGAGGGACGUUUCUAUCAGAAAUCCAAAGAAAUUGGCAUGAUUCAGACAGAGCUAAAAACAAUAAAACAAUUCCAAAAACGAAAAAUCCAAGUGGAGAAAGAAUUAGAUGAUCUGAAGGAGAAUUUAAGGAACACGGAGCGGAAACAUCAAGAGACGCUUAGAAAAUUGGAAAGCAGGUUUUUUAAAGAAAAGCACCGACUAGAACAGGAAGCUGAAAAGAAGGUGAUAAUGCUGGCAGAGAGAGCCCAUCAUGAAGCCAUUGUGCAAUUGAACAGUGCUGGAAGAGCUGUUUUUAAAGAGAAUGUUUCUCUCCAGAAAGCUCUUGACUACCACCUGAAGGAAGCUGAUGCUCUACAAAAAAAAUCUGAGAAGUUGCUAGAGUCUAAAACUUCCCUUUUAUAUCAAAAGGAAAUCAAUGAUCUGUUGAUUAAGGAAAAGGUUAUGCAACUUACCCAGCAGAAGUCACAAAUCCAAAAUCUUCAGAAGAAGGUGGUAAGCUUGGAGACUGCCCUGAGUUGUCUGACUAGAGAGUUUGAGACUGAAGUUCUAAAACAGAAGCAGGAGGCAAUGGUAAAUAACCAAAGUGAUCAGAUUGAACUUUACAAACUGCGGAACCUGCUUCAGAAGAAGAAUAGGGAAAUGAAUAGAGUGAAGAAACUGGCCAAGAACAUACUAGAUGAGAGAACAGAAGUGGAAAGUUUCUUUUUGGAUGCUCUACACCAAGUGAAGCAAGAGAUUGCAUUUAACAGGUUGCAUUAUAAGAAGAUGGCACAAGCUGCUUUCAAUUUAAAAAUGCGAGAGGCGUACGCAGGAAGAACAGAAUAUCCCAAAAUUCGAACAUUUGAUGGCAGAGAGCACAGCACCAAUAGUGUGGACCAGGAUCUUAAAGAGGCUAGUAAAUGGACAGAUAUUCAAGGAAAUGUGGAUAUUGGAGAUUUGACUUGGGAGCAGAAGGAGAAAGUCUUACGAUUGCUUUUUGCAAAAAUGAAUGGUUUUGGUCCCAGGAAAUAUAAUCAGAGCUCUAGACCUCCAGGUUCAGAAUAUGUUGUUCCAGACAAUGGACAAACAGAGGAAUUUGGGGAUGAAAGUAAGCUUCAAGAUCAAACGUUCAUCACCCAGCAAGUACCAAUCUCAGACUCUUCUCAUGAACUGGUAAUAUCCAAUAUUCAGAAAGGAUCACAUGAGUCUGACAUGGUAAGGAGUCUGUAAUCUAACCAAACAAUACAUAUAACUGUUACCUUUCCCCAUGAGCUUCUUGCUAAGUCACAGUUCUUUAGCUCUACUAUCUCAAGUAUCAGUGAAAUGAGUAUUAAUACUAGUAUGAGAUUGUGGACAUUUUUAUAACUAUCCACAUAAGGCAGGCAUAUACUUAAUGCAAAUGCAUGUUUUGCCUCUUAGUGUUGAAAACACAUAAAUUGCCUUUUGAAAUCCACAGCCUAGCCAACAUAUGUACUAUCUUUUAUGUAAGAAUUAAAACAUAACGACCCAUUGAACUCUUGGCUUUGGACAGAGGCGGGAAGUCUA
Messenger RNA from Myotis lucifugus (little brown bat), 2006 nucleotides. RefSeq names its product basal body orientation factor 1 (gene BBOF1). The transcript is spliced from 11 exons. NCBI's taxonomy places the organism in Eukaryota, Metazoa, Chordata, Mammalia, Chiroptera, Vespertilionidae. Bases 96 to 1691 code for a protein of 531 amino acids. The record is from RefSeq and is a predicted model, not a curated record.